AUGGUAUAUACAGGUCAGAAACCUUUCGAAUUUGGUAACAGAUUCAGUCAUCUUGAACAUGCAAAAACACACAUGGGUAUCCAUACAAGGGAUAAACUUCAUGAAUGUCCAGAGUGUGGUAAAAGAUUUAAUCGUCUUGGACACGUGAAGCAGCAUAUGGUUGUGCAUACAGGGAAUAAACCUCACGAGUGUCCAAUAUGUGGGAAAAAAUUCAGUCGUCGUGGAGAUGUGAAGAUACACAUACUGGUGCAUACAAGAGAUAAACCACACGAGUGUUCAGAGUGUGGGAAAAGAUUCAGUCGCCGUGGAGAUGUCAAAACCCACAUGCUGGUGCAUACAAGAGAUAAACCUCAUGAAUGUCCUGAGUGUGGGCUAAGAUUCAGCCAUCUUGGACAUAUGAAGAUUCACAUGAUGGUGCACACGGGCCAGAAACCUUUUGAAUGUGCCGAGUGUGGGAGAAGAUUCAGAGAACGUAGCCACAUAAUUAGACAUACAUUAGUGCAUUCAGAUGAUAAACCUCAUGAAUGUCCAGAGUGUCGAAAAAGAUUUAGGCAUCUUAGUAGUAUGAGACGUCACAUCAUAUUAAUGCAUUCAGGUGGUAAACCUGACUUGGCCUAG
Procambarus clarkii (red swamp crayfish) is the source of this 618-nucleotide messenger RNA. RefSeq names its product zinc finger protein 436-like. Gene Ontology annotation, molecular function: RNA polymerase II cis-regulatory region sequence-specific DNA binding; DNA-binding transcription factor activity, RNA polymerase II-specific. Gene Ontology annotation, biological process: regulation of transcription by RNA polymerase II. Lineage: Eukaryota; Metazoa; Arthropoda; Malacostraca; Decapoda; Cambaridae. Gene Ontology annotation, cellular component: nucleus. The record is from RefSeq and is a predicted model, not a curated record.